Molecule: messenger RNA, 2527 nt
Organism: Rhopalosiphum maidis (corn leaf aphid)
Lineage: Eukaryota; Metazoa; Arthropoda; Insecta; Hemiptera; Aphididae
Exons: 2
Coding region: 713-1387 (224 amino acids)
Source: RefSeq, a predicted model, not a curated record
UCCGUUGCGUUUCUGCCACUGGCGACGCGCUCCGUUCGCAUCGCAUCGUGACUAUUGUUUAUCCGCUAUUAAAUUAUUAUUUGUAUCGUUUCCGCCGUCCGCGCAAGACGACGGCCGAAGCGACAUUUGUAUAUUUUUGCACGUAGACAUUCACGAAAUUAGCGCGCGUUUGUCGACGGAGAAUCUAUACGUAAAUAAUUGAUACGCUGUAGUAUUAUUGACAUUAUUUUUGUUAUUAUUAUUAAUCGACGUCACUGUCGCGAUAAUAAUAUUAUUAUUUUACCGUAUUACCGACUGCGACCCGUCGCCUACCGAUCGUUUUGUGACGUCGUCGCUACUGCUGUUUCGGCGAUUUUCUUUCGUUCUUCCCGAGUGCGACAGAGAAACGGAAGAAAAAAACAUUGUUCGCUCGUCAGUGCGGUACCUUGUAAUAUCUUAUUGUUAUAAUUAUUGUAAAAACAGUGCGUUUGUCGUGCGUCGUUGUUCGGUUCAAUUCGACUUUGUCAGCAAACUAGCACAGCCGCCCGCAGAACACGCGCCAGGCCGUGGCCCGUGCUGCCCGUCCGUGUGCUGUGCGUGCGUGGCGAACGCCAUCCUGAACGCGGCGAAGAUAUUUUGCCGUCGACGUCAUUACCAGAGACUACGAAAACGACGACGGCGUACGCCCCCGAUCGCCGCCGAUAGGUCGACAUUGCUCAUUAAAUAUUAUUCAAUGCAAAUCAUCAAUAUGUACAAACCAAUUCGUCCAAGGAGAAACAGCUUACCAAGCAAUGUACAUAGAAGUAAAACAAAACAUUUACCUAAAGCAGAAUUCAGUCCAACUAAAAAUUCUAAAGUGAUUCAUGAAUCAAAAAAACCCAAAUCAAAAACGCCUAUUUGCGUUAAACAGCUUAAUUAUAAUGAAUCACAUACAAAGAAUGUUAGAAAAUUUAUGGAUCAUAGUUUGUCGGAUGGAGAUGAAAUUAUAGACGAUAAAGCAAAUUUUCAUAAAACAGCUAAAAACAACCAAAUCGUAAAAGAUAAAAGACCUCAUAUGGUAUGUUCCCAGCCUAUUGACACUCCGACUAGAUAUCUACAAGAAGUGCCAUUACAUCACACUCCCCCAUCCUACGAAUCCCCACAAAAAUAUGGUCCUUACAAGAAAUUUAAAGAAGAUGAUAUAGAGCAAUUGGUUAUUGAAAAAUAUGCCCUGCUCAAACAACUCAUGAACAUCGAUGAACGAUGCAGCUCACCUAAUGGUGAUAACUUUUAUGCUGGUGCCAAAUUCAAUAAUUGCCCAUCUCCUGGAGAUUUGCCAUUGCCACCAAUGCAAUGGCUUAACUCUUGUCAAGCACAAGCAAAAUCCAUGCGGCAAAAAUCACCUCUUAUCUUCAACAUAACUAUCUAAGAUAUUCUUCAGAAUCUAAAUUUUAACAAUUGUUUUUUUUUUUCAUUAUUAUUAUUUGAUUUUACAUUUUAACGCUUAUUGUGAUUUUUUCACUAUAGUAUAUUCCCCUCCACCUUACUAUAUACCCCCUCUUCCCCAUAUUCAUGAUGAAGUUGUCUUUUAAAUAUUUUCAACAUUUUAGUUAUAUUUUAUACAUUACUAUAUGUAAUAACUUUUAUUUUAUUUUAUCAGUCUCUUUUUCAUAACUAAAUUUUUUAAUCUUAAGUAUCAUAAUUAUUUAAAUGUAAUGUUUUUAAUUGUUUUUUAAUUAUUUAAUUUUUUUUUUUUAUUGUUUUUUUGUGACAAAACUCUCAUCAUGGACUGAUUUUUGCAUCAGUAUCUAGUCACUUAUUUAGGUGAACUACAAGUUUAUUGCAAUACAAAUAUUAGUACAUAGAUAGUUAUGAAAAUUAUUAUUUUAAACUGCUAUAGUAUAAUUGAAUUGAAUUGCUGAUUGGUUGUAAUAUUUAUGAAAAUCAAAUCUACGUUUAAUAAGACAAUUUUUAUAUAUACCUAGUUGUAUUAUCAAUCAAUAUGUUAUGUCAUCAAACCCACCCACCCCACCCAAUAAUUAAAUUUAAAAAAAAAUUAUGUUAAGAAAAAAUAAUUCAUUUGUUAAUGUGAUAUUUGUGAUAAUAAAAUCAGCGAUUCAAUUUUUAUUUUUGUCAGUAAUUGGUAAAAUUUGUAUUUGAAUUAAAAGCUAUGAAAUUCAAAGAAAAUAUAACAUAAACAUAUAUAUGUAUCUGUUCAAUCAGAUAUGUAUGGAACUCGUCAUCGUUCCUUUAAAUGUUACCUUUUAAUUUAAUAUUUAUUCAUAUUUUAAUUUAACUACCAAUUUUAUAAAUAAUGAACAUAAGCACGUGAAAAAAAAAAGUUGAAACAAAUGUUACUUCAAAUACACUUUUUACCUUUCUCUGAUAUUAUUUAAGUGCAAUUGUGAUACAGAACAAUAUUAUUUUUUUUAAGGUUUACUUACCAUAAUUAUAUUACACAUAGUGAGCCUGUAUAUGUGUUGUAUCUUGUGAAUGUUGUAACUUUUGAAAAGAUUAAAUGAAUGUAUAAUGUUUAAAAGAUAGAUUGUUAAAAAAAGAUGCGAAUGAA